CAGAUCGGAAGAAUGGCGGCAACGAAGGGGAAGAUACUUUACAAGGUAUAUAGAGCGUUGAGCUACGGACUGUCGCCAUUGCUGUAUCUUCAUCUCCGAUGGCGAGUGCUUCGUGGCCUCGAGCACCCUCUCCGAUGGCCGGAGCGUCUUGGUCGCCCUUCCCAUGCUCGCCCUCCCGGUCCACUUCUCUGGUUUCACGCCGUCUCUUUAGGAGAAAGUUUGGCUACGAUUCCUAUAAUCAAGCAAUGUAUUUUGAGGAGGCCUGAUUUGAACAUUUUGAUGACAACAACCACUUAUUCUGCCUUUCAGGUAGUGAAGAAUUGUCUUCCUACCGGUGUCAUAUAUCAGUUUGCCCCACUUGAUACAGCUGCUGCCAUAGACACUUUCAUUGCACAUUGGAAACCUAAAGUUAUUAUUCUUAUGGAGAGUGAACUUUGGCCUAAUCUUAUCUUGGGUGCUUCACAGCAUGGUAUUACUAUGGCAUUGCUAAAUGCUCGGAUGUCAGCUACGUCUUUUAAGCAUUGGUCAAUUCCAGUGUUUAUUCCCCUGAUUUCUUUAAUGCUAUCAAAGUUCUCAUUGAUUCUCCCAUUGAGCAACCUACAGGCCAUCCGGUUCCAGCUACUGCAGGCUCCACCACCGAUCAUCAGUUUUGCUGGUGAUCUGAAAUUUGCCGUUGAAGAUAUUGGAAUGUCAGUGGCAGAGAUAAAAAAGGUUGAAGACCUAAGAGCACAAUUGGCCCAAAGACAAGUUUGGAUGGCUUCAUCCAUACAUAGAGGCGAAGAAGAAGUUAUACUUGAAGUUCACAAAAUGCUCUUAGAAGCACACCCAAAUCUAGUCACUAUUAUUGUACCUCGACAUCCACUGCAUGGAAAAGAGAUUGCUCUAGAAAUGCAGAAAGAAGGGCAGAAUGUAGCUUUGAGAUCUCAAGGUGAAAACAUCACAUCAGGAACGAAUGUAUAUGUUGUAGACACAUUAGGUGAAUUAAGAUAUUUGUAUGGAAUAACUUCCAUUGCUGUGGUUGGAGGAUCCUUCUUGCCUGGUCUUGCUGGUCACAACAUAUCAGAAGCUGCUGCAGCUGGUUGUGCUGUUUUGACUGGUCCAUAUAUUGCCCAUUUCUCAAGCAUGGUGGCUAAAAUGCAGCAGUUUAAUCCAAUGUCAGUUUUGCAGCUGAUUCAGGUUCAUGGAAAGCUGGACCUUGCAGAGGCUCUCAGAAAUCUCCUUGGAGAUGACAAAGUUUUGGAAGCUCACCGAUUGGCCGCAAAACAUGCGCAGCAAGCUUUGGCGUGUGGCAUCAUUGUGGGUACUUGGAAUUCACUACAUUCCAAUGUUCUGAGAAGUGCGUUUGGUGUAGAUGACAUACACAAAUGCAGGUGAAAAUUGCUUGAACAUCAGUGUGACUGUUGGCCUCACAUGAAAAUUGCCAGCCUUGUCAUCUUUGCACAUGUAAGGAUGCCAGAACUUUCAAUUCAGCAAUUACGCUAAACGACGAACU
Cucurbita pepo subsp. pepo (vegetable marrow) is the source of this 1492-nucleotide messenger RNA. RefSeq names its product KDO transferase A (gene KDTA). The record is from RefSeq and is a predicted model, not a curated record. NCBI's taxonomy places the organism in Eukaryota, Viridiplantae, Streptophyta, Magnoliopsida, Cucurbitales, Cucurbitaceae. Gene Ontology annotation, biological process: lipid A biosynthetic process. Gene Ontology annotation, cellular component: plasma membrane. Gene Ontology annotation, molecular function: transferase activity.